AUGUAUAAGAACAGGCAGCAAGAGGGGGUCAGCUAUGAGGUGCGGAGGUACGAUGGUGCAAAGUAUGCCUCAGUGAGCUCAGAGGGGCGGACCUUUGACCAGGUGACGGGGGAGCUAGUGAGGAAGCUGCUCGUGUACAUUGGGGGAAGCAACGACCAAGGGGAGGCAAUGGGGACGACAGCACCGGUUAUCAUCACAGUAUAUCCCAGGGACGAUGGUGUGAUGUCACGCCGUUUGGUGGUUAGCCUCAGGAUUCCCACCAACUACCAAGUCAGUCCCCCUGUGCCCAUCGACAGUGCCAUCAGAAUCGAGGAUCGACCCGGCAUGACUGUCUACUCACUGCAGUUUGGAGGCUUCGCAGGGGAGACUGAGUACCGAGCAGAGGCCUCUCGCCUAACCAAAACUCUUGGUGAGACUGCCCCCUUUCAGCGGAAACAGUACUUCUGCUGCACCUACGACCCGCCCAUGAAACCCUACGGCCGACGCAACGAGGUGUGGUUCCUACAGGAGGAGCCAUAAGGGAAGCAUUAAGACCGACUCUUAAUAAUAAACUAUAGUCACUUCCUCUCCUUCAUCUUCACUGAUCACUCCACAUCUUGAUCUUUAUCUCCCAAAAAAUAGGAUAUGUGAAAAUAAUAUGGCAACUCAACAGGGGAUUUGUUUUCAAAUCAGUGCAAAUGAAGGAGAGGUGAUGCAAAGAAGAGUAUUAGACUAUUGAAAGGUCAUAAAGGGGAGGGAUGGGUAGCGGGCUACAUAGUUACUGGUCCAAAGUAGUGCAAUAGUACGGAACCAUUAUCAGUAACUGUAAAGUGGCCUAGGGGUAGGAGCCACUAACCACAAAGUACCGCUGUGUGUUAUAGGUGGUACAUCAUUAACUCAAGUUCUUAUUUUGUACACCCAGGGGUUGACACUCCCCUUAAAACAUGCUUCAUAGUGCUUGGAAGAAAAGCACAUUAAAUCAGGCUGUACACAUCACUAUUCAGCAGGGUAAUUAAAUGAUGCUUCACUUCAUACACCAUAAAAACAAAAUGACAGUUAAGUAUUCAAUAAGUAAAUUAAGUUUUAAAAAGCACAAUUCCUUUUCCCAAGGGAGGGAAUUUGGAAUAAACUAGGAAUUGAGCCAUAAAGUAGUGAUAGUCAAAUGUUUUCCUUAGUAUGAAUUAGUUGGUGGGGAGGGUAUGAAGGAGAAAUGUAUUAGUCAUUCCUUAAGUGUUAUCAUUUGAGAUGUCUAAUCCUUCUGUGAUGAUGACAUGAAAACCUUUCAAGACAGCAGUUGUGUGUAAUGAAUGUUUUGGUGUGCUUGUAUUUGGAGUCUUUGAAUUGUAAUGUUACUUAUGAUUCUUGAAACUGUAUUUUGAAAUACCUCUGUAUAGUGUGUGAUUUUCUGUGAAAAUAUGGAGUGACGAUAUCGUCAGGAUUUGAUAGCGUUUCGUAUCAUAAUAUGUUAUUC
Salvelinus sp. IW2-2015 is the source of this 1450-nucleotide messenger RNA. RefSeq names its product heme-binding protein 1-like. The record is from RefSeq and is a predicted model, not a curated record. Gene Ontology annotation, molecular function: heme binding. NCBI's taxonomy places the organism in Eukaryota, Metazoa, Chordata, Actinopteri, Salmoniformes, Salmonidae.